AUGUCAGCAUUGCUUAUGUUACGUGUGCAAAGUGUGUCAAGUGUUUUGCUGCUGCCACUCUUGAAUUGCAUAAUACAGAGCAUAGUUUGGAAGGAGGUCACAAUUGUCAAGCUUCAGAUUGGUCAUUGGAGAAGUUUUGUGUCCACUGUUAAACCAUCCUUUUAUGGCAUCCGCUUCCAAAGUUCUCUCAUGGGCUCGAGCACGGCCCACACUUCUGAUUCAAGAUUCGGUCGAUCUAAGCGGUCCACCUGGCAGCACCUCAAGCCCAAACCAGCCAACUCCAUUGCAAGCUCAACCGGCCAAUCACCAGCCGACACGUCCAACACAGAUUCCAAAUUUCCACUUUCCAGAGCCCACUUCACGUCCCUCACUACAGCCAUAGCUCGUCUCGCAAUCAAAAGUCGCAAAAUAACGAUUCCAAACGAGUAG
Molecule: messenger RNA, 429 nt
Organism: Striga asiatica
Lineage: Eukaryota; Viridiplantae; Streptophyta; Magnoliopsida; Lamiales; Orobanchaceae
Source: the annotation of a GenBank genome assembly